AUGCAUCGUUCUUUCCACUUGCGUCGCUCAGUAAGACCGUGCGAGGUGUGCAAGGCGGCCAGGCGGCGCCGCAAUGCGGCCGCCAAGAAGGAUGAGAAGGAGGAUGAGAGCGAGGAGAUGGCGGAGAGUGAGUACAUAUUUCCAAUGCCUCCGCCAUCACCACCUGCACCUUCCCGGUUCCUACUUUCCAAGCGACCGGGAACCGAUGAAGGCGGGUCAGCAGCGCCUUCACAGACGCAGCCCCGCCAGUUCAUUGCGACUCCCCGCUUCACAGCACCAUCGACCACGCAGCCACAGUCGCAAUGCACCACUCCGAUUGUUCCAGGCAGCAGGCGCCCAUUCGUGUCAUCUUCCAUCAAAGACGCGAAACAUCCUGCUGACGAUAUUGAUAUUCUCGACAGCUCUCAAUUGCUUGAAGACGACGACGGUGACACAAUUGUCGAGCAGCCAUCGAAGUCUCUGAAGAGGGCCAGUCUCAGAAAACACGACAGCAUCGUUGCAAACUCACCAUCGCCAUCGCCAGACAUCAGUUCAAGUCACGCAGUUUUUGGAGGAAACCAGCACAGCUAUGAUACACAUCUCCCAGCGCCGAAACGGCGUCGUAUCACAGUUUCGCCCGCGUCUAUUGAGCACGUGAGCAGCUCAUCACGGGAACUUUCAGACGCCGAGAACCAGCAGUAUGAGGAUGACGAGACGUCACACAUUCUUGAGAGCGAGCAAGAUGAAAUUCCCCAUUCUGGACUCUCCUCAUCUUCUCACUAUUACGAAGAUCAAGGCCCCAGAGACAGCCUACGCAAAGAACAUGCCAAAAAUGACGGCAGUAUUGAGCCCAUACAAGACAGCGCGGCCUCGGAAGACAUUCAAGUGUUCCAACAUUCACACCAGCAGCGAAACACAGCGCCAUACCAGCCUCCCAAGUUUCAAGAAGCGCCCCGUUUCGUCGCAACAGAACCCUCACAGCAGCGGCAGUUCUUUCUCCCGGAUGCGUUUUCACCACAGCGUCGUGGUGCCAGAUAUAUCGCUGGCGGCCUAGCAUCCGAGGUCCGCGACUGGCUGUUCCAGGUCAAAAGCAACGGACCCGAGACGCACUACGAUCACUACUCUACUCAACCUCUUAUCACCACUUCUACAGCCGAAUACAUAGCUGUUGAAGUCUCAGCCGGGCCCGGCAUUCAAAUGCUGAUAGGAAAGCCCACAUGGUCCACAGAGGCCUGUACAUCAUCUCAAAACAAUGGAGAAGACACAGACCAGACGCACCAUAUUGUCAAACUCAUUCUAGCUGGGGAUGGCCGUAUUUCUGGGCUUGCAGGAAAAAACGUAGUCACACAGGAUGCCGUUGUUGUCGUUCACCCGCCGACAUGGGAAAUAAACCUGCAAGAUCAGGGCACUUGGACCAUGGUCUGCGACUGGAGCAUCGCCGACGACAUUACAUCGGGGCUACCCCAGGCCCGUCGUUGA
Molecule: messenger RNA, 1458 nt
Organism: Pyricularia oryzae 70-15
Lineage: Eukaryota; Fungi; Ascomycota; Sordariomycetes; Magnaporthales; Pyriculariaceae
Exons: 3
Coding region: 1-1458 (485 amino acids)
Source: RefSeq, a predicted model, not a curated record